AUGGCUGCCUUGCCAUUGUUCGCCCUCGGGCAGCGGGCACGUUCUUCCGAAAAGUGGGGGCAGGCGCUGAAGACAAUCCGCAAAUUGAUCAACGACUGUAUAUUCUUGCAUCCGCCAGAAGACGAAAGGUGCCGCGUCGUCCUGCUGUUCGCCGAAGUCGACGGGCAGGCCCACGCAGAUCACCGAGAGCGGCUGUUGUUGCAAAAAAUGCUCCAACAACUGGGCCAGGGGUUGAAGGACAGGCCGGAGGAAAGCAAAAAUUGCCACAUUUUUCGCAUCGACGGCGGACGGUGCAGAAUGACGAAGCAGUGCGGCAUCUACCUGUUCCUCGUACAAAAUGGAGGCUUCAACGCGAAGCAUACGCUGGCCGCCCAUCGACAGCUGAUCGCAAACCUAUACGCUGGAGGAGACGGGGAGCCGAUGUGCAUCCCGAAGGGCGUGCCAAGGAUCAAAUGGGACGGCCAGCAUUUUUCU
Mesorhabditis spiculigera is the source of this 474-nucleotide messenger RNA. NCBI's taxonomy places the organism in Eukaryota, Metazoa, Nematoda, Chromadorea, Rhabditida, Rhabditidae. The record is from the annotation of a GenBank genome assembly.